Messenger RNA from Leishmania mexicana MHOM/GT/2001/U1103, 4884 nucleotides. RefSeq lists its product as hypothetical. Gene Ontology annotation, biological process: protein ubiquitination. Gene Ontology annotation, cellular component: nucleus; Cul4-RING E3 ubiquitin ligase complex. The transcript has a single exon. Bases 1 to 4884 code for a protein of 1627 amino acids. Gene Ontology annotation, molecular function: protein binding. Lineage: Eukaryota; Euglenozoa; Kinetoplastea; Trypanosomatida; Trypanosomatidae. The record is from RefSeq and is a predicted model, not a curated record.
AUGAGCCUCACAUCGGAUAUGGAAGAAAUCUCGAUAGAGCUGGGCAGCGACCACGACUCUCUGUAUGACGACUCUAUAUUCGAAGAGGCCGACGACGAUGACGACGACUUUGUCUUUUCGAGCAAGUCUGUUCCGCUCGUCAAGGAAUUGAUGAAGCGUCUUCUCAAAGUGUACGGCAGUUUGAAAGAGAAGAGCACAGCUGUGGAGAACGAGAUUGCAGGUGCAAUUAGCUCUACCAAUGAAGAGGAGGCCGCCCCCACACCAGCUCUCAGUAGCAGCGCCAUCGCCGAGCGCGAAAACACGCUGCGGAGUCUACUUAAGCUGCAAGAGUUAUAUGGCUUCUUGUGGGCAAGGCUACUGUGUGUACUGGAUGAGGAAAAUGAGCGCUGCUCAGACUCCUACAUGACAACGCUGAACAUGCAGGACCGGGUGCCCUUCGAGUCACUUGCUCAUGCAAUCCACCACAAUACUGUUUUCUGUGAUCACAUGGGCGAAGUCCUUGGCCUCAACUACGAGCAGCAGCUCAACAGGGAGGAAACGAGGAACGCUGUAGGUCGCGAUCUACUUCUUGAAUUUUACACCCGAAUGGAGCGCACACAGUGCACUGCCUCGCACUGCGCGCUAUUGGUCGUAGAGGGCUCGCGCGAGAGCUUCCUUGAUCCGAUCUCUAUGUACGACUUGUGUAAGGCACUCGCUACGGAAAAGAACCCUCGCAAGAGGCUUGUUCCGCUAUCGCUCAUGUUCAGCAUGCUCGAUCAAGACGAGCAAACUGUAUCGGAAGCGCUAGCACAGAAUAUGCCGAAAGUGCUGCUGCAGCGCUUUCGCCACUGGGUUCACCAGCUAUAUGGGUACUUCCCGCUUCACAGGGAAACCACGUUAACUUCGCGCUCCCAGAGAAGGUCCCCGCAGCGGUACCGGUCGGCCGCCGUGGCCAGCGACAUGGACUCACACCCCACCUCGCCCCAGUCCUCGCCAAGCCGAUCCCCUCUUUUGACGCAGCAGCGAGUGCAAGAAGUGGCAAUGGGUGAAGCGAGCGAAGCCUCGCCGGUGGUUAAAACUGCCCCAGACUCGCCGUUGCCGCGCUCUGCUGAACCAACUUUCACAGCCGAGGCCUCGCCUCCCGAACCUACAGGGAAUGGUGUGCGGAAGCGGCAACGGCUGGACCGGAGUGUGACGCCGCAGGGCACUAAGAAUGCGCGCCACGAAGGUCCCGCGGAGGUAGAGCUAUACUUCGAUGGAUGGAUUCCGAAAGCCGGAGACCGAGUUGGACGUGGCCCAGGCUGGAAAAGCGGCCAGCAAGGAAAAGGGUGCGACUACGGUGUUGUGGAGGGGUGCACAGAGGACGAGGUGCUUGUGCGCUGGAUUCCGAGCCUGGAUCAGUCAGCGGCAGGGGACCAAGACCGUCUUUUUCUGUACCAGUUUGGCCCGCCGCACUACGAGGUAGUUUCAUGGGAAACGUACCUGCGUGUGAAAACGCUGAAUGUGACGCGGGCGGACAUCCGGAUGCUGGAACUGCUUCAGAUCGGUAUCGUGGCCGGUAUUCUGUGUCAGCAGAGUGAUGCCAUUCUUCCUACUUUGCAGUUUCAGACGAUUGAGUCUGCGCUCAAGGUGCUGGACUCCAUCGACAUCCGUGCCCGAUUUCUUGAGAACGAGCAAGCGCGCGAAGCUGCAGAGCGCUCAGUGCGCCAAACACUCGCCGAAUACAACGCAAACGAAUCCACGCAAGAAAUGGUGAGCAGUCUCCUGCAGUGGGAUGUGAACCUCAUUUCGACGAAACGCUGCUACCGCCUGGAGCGUGAGAUGCUGGCCCGCAUUGGGUGGGUGCUCAGUGCGAUCCUAUCCCACAAGAAGCUGGCGUUUCUCUUCCUAGAUGCGGACGGUGUGAGCCGUAUUCUGCGUCUGGUACAGGGCAAGUUGGAGGUGUACACGACGUACGGUUGUGCCAUCGUCCUUUCCCAUCUGGCCAAAACUGCGGUGUUUGAGGAGCUGCUACGACGCCAAAGGAGCUAUUUCGAGCCGAUCAUGCAGUUCAUCAUCGACCAGUGGAAGCACACAACAAACAGUGAUGUGCAGAGCAGUGUGGGUGCGUUUCUUUUCCACUCGCUGAGCUUUCCUAUCGUGAUAGACUACUUUGAAGCCGAAAACGGGCCAAUGGAAUCGAUCGAGGCGUUGGAACGGUGUCUCAAGAUUUCGGAAGAGCAGUUCGACGUGAUGCACGGUGACUUGCUCCUCGCACUGCUGCGAUGCCUCAACAUCUACCUCGUGACGCACUUGAUGCUCUCCACCAAGGUCAUCUUCCGGAAGCACCGGGUACUGUCGGCGCUGGUGACACAGUCGUCACGCAUCACGUCCCUUCCACGGGAUCCACCAACAGUGGACGCAAUCCUUGGCUUCCUAGCCGCGCCGUCGCCUGGGCUUCCUGGAGUGUCGGCCGAAAACGUGCAGAGUCUGCUGACAGCGGAGCGGCUUGGCGCUAUCCAGCAGCUCGUAGACAAAGGCAUGCACACGCUCCUUCUGCGCUGUGCCAAUUUCUUCUUUGUUCAAAGUCGGUGGGACCUCCUCAUCGCGUCGCUGCAGGCGCUGUGCGCACUGACUGUUAUCCCGUAUGUGCGGCCGCUGAUAGCCGAAGUGCGCUCGCAUGAGUCUGGAAUAGCGCAGCUUCUGGCCAUUGUCAACGAUCUUGCCGUGUCGUACCAGAACCGCAACACCUCCCGUGAGGGGCACCUUCUCCCGUGCGUGGUGGCGGCGCUUCAGAUCCUCAUCCACAUUACAAACCCACCAGCGGACGUGGCGGAUGAAAGCGCUGUUGCGAACUUCAACAACGCCUGCGGCGCCUUUCGUGCUAGUGACGGCGUGCGAGCGCUCUUGGAGGUGCUCAAAAUUCGAAAGGAUGCUUCCAUGUCGGCAAAGCUCAACUACUUCCCCGUGGUGGCGCGGGCGGUGCAGUUGAUGGCGGUGCUCCGGCGAUACAGCGACACGGCGGCUCUUUUCGAAGCGCUCAACAUACGAACACUGGCGCAGGACCUGUCCGCCCAGUACAGCGAUGUUCAACGUGAGUUCAUCUCCGUUGUCGGGGCCCGAAAGCUGCCAACAGAGCUUGGCCCGGCUGGGCACUUCAUGGACAACCUCAAGUCAUUCAUGCCCAGCGCCUUUGGCGGCGUGAGCCAGGCCGAUGUCGUGAAGGUUCACGCCGUCGAUCCUCUGGAGAUGGAGCAGCGGCAAGCCAUUAUCGGCCGCGCGGUGGUGGACUACUCUAAAGAGUCACUGCUCCAGCUCAUCGCAGAGCACCUGGACAGCGAAGGUCUCGCCGCGGCAGCGGCGACGCUGCGGAGCGAGAGUGGCAUCAAAUCAUCCCCCGCCACAGGUGCGCCAUACAACGACGGUGCCACCGCCACCUCGAUGUCGAUCAGCGAUGCGGCCGCCAAGGGGCCGACACCUUCGCUCGACGGAGUCAUACGGUCGUACCUGCGCCAACAACAGGAGCGCUGUCCAAACCCCAUUGAAACCCUUCCGCAGUUUGACCUGACGAAGAAGCACGUAUACCUGCCGCUGCCCAUGCCUCUGGAUGACACGCGGAACGAGUUCAACCGCCUGCUGCGGCGCCGCUGCGGUGGCAAGUUUACGCUGCGCACCCAAACAAAUGCCAACUGGCUCACAUACCGCUACCCGGCGUUUAUGUUCGAUAUCACGGGGAGUGGAGAGGAGCUGCAAGGGGAGAGCGUGGCGUUCUGCGAUGGUGGUGACUCCAUCGUGAUUGGAACCUCUGAGGGCUCCGUGGCUCUCUUCGACACCUUCCCUGAGGAGACGCAGGACGAGAAGCUGCUCGAGCAGCACCUGGUCUUCGAGAACGAGGCCAUCUCAGCUGUUGUCGUGUCCGACGACGGCAGCCUCAUCGCAGCCAUCAAUGACUCUCACAAGGCUCACGUGAUGCGCCGCAGCCUCCUGCCAGUGGCGCAGCAGGAGCUGACGGAGUGCCGCACGCUGCGCUUUUCGCGCGACAAUCGACUCGCCGUCGUCACAAGUGAGGAGGAGCAUGCCUGUCGUGUACACGACCUUGUCACCGGAGUCGAGUUGCGCACCCUCUCAGACCCAAUUUGGACAGGUGAGAACAUGGCAAACGUGGCCCUGUUCGACUAUACCUCGCAGCUGGUGUUGAACGACGCCAUCCUGUGGGACCUGCGGACGCCCGAGAAGCCGAUCUUCCGUUUCGACCGCAUCACCGAGUCAUUCGCGAGCGUCUUCCACCCCAAAUUGCCUCUAGUCAUCAUCGACGAAAAAGUGUGGGACAUGCGAACAUGGCGCAUGAUGCAGACAGUCCCGUCGUUUCAGAAGACGACGAGCUUCCAUUGCUCGAAGGCGGGCCGAGUGUUGUACAGUUUCCGCGAGGCCUCUCGUAUCUCCGGCACGCACCUCCCCAUCGUCUCGGCAGUGGACAGCUACACCCUCGACAGCGUCUUCUCCGAGGAGGUGCGGCCCUCCUUCAAGUCCUUCGCGGUUGACCCCUCCGACCGCUACUGCGCCGCUAUUCUCGACCAAGACAUUGAUUCCGUUAUCCGGCUCUUCAGUCUCUCCGCCGGCCCAUACCCGGAUCACGGCGCCUUUGCCUCACCCGCCGUGCAGGAAGAGCAAGACAGCGCGAUGGGCGCCGAUGAAGAGGAGGAGAUGGAGCAGUGGUCGAUAGAGGAUGACGACUACGACACGGACGACUCGACGGACAGCAACGAUGACGAGUUCGAGGAAGAUGAAGAUGACGACAGCUACGACGACGAGGAUGUGGACGAGGAGUCCGAGGAAUGGGAAGAGGAAGAGGAGAGCAGCCCCGGGACGGGAUCGGGUUCUGACGAGCAGGAAGGCACCCAGGCGUCAUCUCGGCACGCCAGCUAG